Molecule: messenger RNA, 1463 nt
Organism: Aspergillus vadensis CBS 113365
Lineage: Eukaryota; Fungi; Ascomycota; Eurotiomycetes; Eurotiales; Aspergillaceae
Product: putative GATA transcription factor (AreB)
Exons: 2
Coding region: 91-1041 (316 amino acids)
Biological process (GO): positive regulation of transcription by RNA polymerase II; negative regulation of transcription by RNA polymerase II
Molecular function (GO): RNA polymerase II cis-regulatory region sequence-specific DNA binding; zinc ion binding; DNA-binding transcription factor activity, RNA polymerase II-specific
Source: RefSeq, a predicted model, not a curated record
CUCUUCCUCCUCCAUCCACUAUCAGUCCGCUUCCCCAUCUUCUGUCUUUCCCUCCCCUCUCCUUCGCGCAAUACUACUGUUCCAAAAACGAUGGCGACCACAUUGGCUGAUCACAAACGUCCUCAAUUACAGCCUGUGUGCCAGAAUUGCGGCACUUCUACGACACCUCUCUGGCGCAGAGACGAACUCGGCUCCGUCCUUUGCAACGCCUGUGGCUUGUUCCUCAAACUACAUGGCAGGCCCCGUCCGAUAAGCCUAAAGACCGAUGUGAUCAAGAGUCGCAACCGGGUCAAGACUGCUGGUCAGGGCCCUAAGCGUAAGUCCGGCGGUGCUAUCGAUACAAAUGGCUUGUCUACCUCGAGGUCCGAAGCAGGGACGCCGCCCAUGGGGUCCCAAGGAUACCGUCGCGCGUCGCGGAAGGCAUCACCGGGCCAUUCCGACCGAUCCAACUCACCCGUCUCCCGAACCGAAACGCCUGGUAUCCCUUCCAUGCAACAACCACACCCGCAGUCGCAACACAAUGCCAACAUUGCGCCCCAGCACAUGUUCGAUAGUGUCACAAUUGGCGACCAUGGUCUCAAUCAGCCGAAUGCGCUACCCUCGGUGCAGCCGCGCCAGCCCUCGCCCACGGCGACCUCGGCGGCUGUCGACCGCCAUCUCGAGUCACCACAGACCUACGAUGGACUGCUCGCAGCCAAUACCUCUUUGAAGACUCGCGUGAGCGAAUUGGAGUUUAUCAAUGAACUCUUCCGGGGCCGGGUGACGGAACUGGAGCAGAGCGGCGCGACUGCGCGCCGAUCGGAGAUGAUCGUCCGGGACUCCGAGGUACGACUCCGGCGGUCUCUGGAGGAGGCCCAACGGCGCGAAGACGAUCUGAAACGGCGGAUAUCUGAGCUGGAGCGACAGCUUAGCGACCAGACUUCCUCUGCCAAUCCGGCGGGCAAUGACAGUCCCGGCGAACCGCUGGCCAAGCGGAUGCGGCUGUCCGACGUCGUGGAGCAACCUGCGGAAUCGCCGACAAAAUCCCCCAAGAGUGUCUAAGGCCUCACGGGAGGGGUCUUUGUUCGGACGAUGGACGCGCAUGCGUGCGUCGGGCAGCACCGACGUAAACAAAUGCGCACACAGUCUGCGGUGCUGCGUUCUCUGAUCUUCCCCGGUCUCUUUGAUACCCUUUACGAGUCUUGUCAUUGGCUGGCUGUAUAUCGGAUUAACUACCUAAUUAUAUCACACAACCUUCUUUUCGAGCCACUUUCCCCUUCUCUUCUUCUACUCAUCCUAUUUGUUCCGAUAUGAGUCGGGGAGAGAUUAUUCUGCGCCUGCACCUACCCCCUCAUCCCAGCCCGACCGCACAAAAAACCCCUCAGAAAGAGCGAAAAAGAAAAGGACCUGUAAAGGGUUUACAUGUGUUCAAAGUAAUUCGUGUUAUUAUUAACUCCCUGAAUCUAACUACUGUCUUCUUCCAA